This is a messenger RNA of Diversispora eburnea, 795 nucleotides long. Lineage: Eukaryota; Fungi; Glomeromycota; Glomeromycetes; Diversisporales; Diversisporaceae. The record is from the annotation of a GenBank genome assembly.
AUCACUGAACUUAGAAAGAAGUUUGCUGAGGUCGAGACUGAGAAUAUAAAAUUAAAACAAGAUAAAGAAAAAAUCAAGCUCAGAUUUGUGGAAUUAGAGCAGAAAGACAAAGAGAAGUCCAUCCUUAUUACUAAAUUACAACACGAUGUCUCAUUAAUCAAGGAACAGAGCAUGCGGGACAAGAACACAGAGUGUCAUCAAACUGUUAUUGAUACACAAAAUGCACUUUCUACAAAAGACAUUUUACAAUCUUCGAUAAAUUCUAACCACUUCGUGUCUGCCUUCGGCAAUGAUACACCCGAACAGACAGUCCUACAAUGCGAGGAUAUCCCGAUAUCUAAUAUAACUGAUAACACUUUAAAUUCUAAUGAUACUCAUGAACAGAUAGUCUCACAUAAUGAGGAGUCUAACAUAUCUACUCACGAAGAAUUAGAGACAUCAACAUUUCUUAUCCCCACGAAAACCAUAUCAUUGGAAGAAAAAGAAGAAAACGAAUUUCUGGAUUCAAAGUAUAAGGAACAGGUUAGUAAAGAGAUAAUGGAGAGAAUUAGGAAGAAGAAACUUCGAGAUCAAGACCUAUCUUUGGUUAGCCAUAAGAAAAAGGGAACAGAUAAUCUCCAGCAAGAAUUGUUCAAUACUUCUUUAGAAACGAGUUCACAAGACCACUCACUAUCAAAAAAUAUUAAACCGGGACAGAUCGAAAUUUCUGAGAUGGCCCGUCCCGAAAAAAAUGAGAGUGUGGAUGAUUCCGUGAAGUGUAUUGUUAAUUCAUUUGACAUUAAUAAGGUAUCAUAA